AUGCUUCAGGCACCAAAAAAGCUAAGCUCGAUUCGUUGUUAUAGCAAUAACAGAGUACCCAUACGAUUAUAUCAUAUUGAUCAACAUUUAUCAAGACAUGUAGCAAGGCCAAGAAUACCCAUUAGAGUAAACUCAGCAGCAGCAGCAUUACAACAGCAUCAGCAACGUUCGAUAUCAAUCAUACCCACUGUUGUGCGAGUAGCUUUUUCUGCUGCAAGAGUGCCAUUGUUCUUGGCAGGAACAGCUGUGGCAGGAGCAACCGUCGCUUCCAACAAGUUUCAAGAUCUGGCUGAUAUGGGAUCCACGUUUGUCAAUGAUGCGAAGAGUAUACUAAACAGUGUGGGAGAGAGCAUACAAGACAUCGAUAUUCAGAUACCCGAAAUAAACAUCAAAUUGUCUGAUCUCGUGAGCGAUGUGCUAGCUUCUGCUCGAGACAAAACACAAUCCAUCAACCACAUCUUCAACUCGACAUUUCCAAAACGCGAGGAAAACACUAGUACAAUAACUUCAGAGCAAGCAGACACUUCCAUCGAAGAAGCAGUAGCAGUGGAUACCAACAAGGAAUUGCAUGAUUUGAAGCAGCAAAUAAUCGAGGAAGAGGAAGAAGAGGAAGAAAUUGACCAUGAGGCUCUAGCAAAAGACGCAGCAAUGAGGAUGAAACACCAGGACCAUCAGUUUAUUUUACUAUGCAGGAAAUUUGCAAGCAUUCGCAACACAUUGAUGUCUAUUCAGCACCGAGUGAUUCCCUAUAUUCCAUCCAUUGUCAUGAUUGGAUCCAGACAUGCUCGCCAACCCAUCAUUGAGUCCAUUCUCGGGCAACCCUUUGUCUUCACAGACACUGUCUAUAAUAACAACAAAAUCUUGGAAUUUCACUUUAUCAACAAUGCAGAUUUAAAAGAACCAAAAAUUCAGAUCAAUGGAGAGGAAGCCAUGAUGUCAGUUGCUGAAGCCGAGAAAUCCAUACAAAAGCUAGCCUCCACAGCAACAAACGAAGAAGACAUAAUACACAUCUCAAUACAUGGAUCGGAGGUGCCUUACCUCAACCUUUACGAUAUACCCGAGAGUCGUGCACUAUGCGAGAAAUACAUUGGACGUAACCUCCACACAGUCAUAAUGGCUGUCUAUGAUACAUCACGACCCAACACAGAAAGUGCCACCACUAAAUUAUGCGAGAAAUAUGAUCCUCUAGGUAGACGCACAGUAGGCAUCUUGACAAGCAGUGCAACCAUCGAUGACGAGACAUUCACUGAAGCAAAAGAAGAGCCAACAGAAUUGGAUUCCAGCAUCAUACCAGCAUCUUCUGUGGUCAGCAAGUAUCGCCCACCACUCAGCCUUGGCUACAUUGACAUGACACACGACACAACCGAUAUAGAAAAAGAGCAACGUCUCUUGCGCCACCAUCUCUUUGGCAUCAUUGAACAAUUGAUGGGUCGAUCUAUCUACAACAUUGCUGACUCAAUACAGAGCGAACUCGAGGAGACAAGCUAUCUCUUUAAAGUGAUUUACAACGACCACGAAAUGACAGCAGCCUCUUACGUGACAGACACAAUGGACGAAUUGAAGCGUGGAUUUAAACAGUUUGCUUCCUCAUUAGGAAAGCCUCAACUACGAGCAGAAGUGCGCCACUUGUUGGAGCAAAAUGUGCUCAAUGUAUGUGCUGAGCAAUAUUGGUCGGAUGCAAAGAUAUUGGAAUUAGCCAAAGCAGAUGCUGAUGACUUUUACUGGCUUUACAAGAUGGAUUUAGCAUCAGCCGCCAUCACCAAGAGUGGUAUUGGCCGCAUUACAACACAACUCGUCAUGCAUGUGAUUAUGAACAACAUGCAGCAUUUGGUUAAAAUGGAGCCUUUCCAGUACCAUCCGCAGGUACAAAAGCAAAUUGUCGAUCUGACUGGCGAGAUGCUGCGACAGAAGUUCUUGGCAACAAGCGAUCAAGUGGAAAACACCAUUAAACCCUACAAAUAUGAAGUGGAGGUUACCGACGAAGAAUGGAAAGACGGCGUCAAGCGAACCAUCAAACUGCUGGAAAAGGAAUUAAACAUGUGCGAAGAUAUGCUCUGGACACUGAAAAAGAAUAUUGGACGAAAGAGAUUGCGAAGUGCCAUCAAACGUGUUCUCGAUGAGGAAAAGGUACUUCCCGCUGAGCAAUCAGAACAAGAAGAUGACACAGAAGAACAACAGCCGCAUCGCAUUCUGGAAAAGGCAAAAGAAGCUUUGUUUUUGCAAGAUCGAGCCAUGAUUAUCAAGUAUCGACUAGCUGCCCUGAAGAGUAGGCAAUGCAAAACUCCAGAUAACAAACAAUACUGUCCUGAAGCUUUUUUAAAUAUCAUUGCCGAGAAACUGACAUAUACAGCGGUCAUGUUUAUUCAAGUGGAACUUUUGAACGAUUUCUUUUUCAAUUUCCCACUGGAUGUCAUUGAUGAUCGCAUCGUUCAUCCAAUGUCAAUGGCUCAGAUCGACAAGUUUGCCAAGGAGAAUCCAUCCGUGCAAAAGCACCUCAUUUUACAAGAUCGCAAAACGAAACUGGAAAAUGUGAUGGACAUGCUCAACUACCUUGUUAAGCGACAUGACAUCAAUCCACCCAGCAAAUACUAG
Messenger RNA from Mucor velutinosus, 2592 nucleotides. RefSeq lists its product as uncharacterized. Bases 1 to 2592 code for a protein of 863 amino acids. Lineage: Eukaryota; Fungi; Mucoromycota; Mucoromycetes; Mucorales; Mucoraceae. The record is from RefSeq and is a predicted model, not a curated record. The transcript has 2 exons.